Molecule: messenger RNA, 699 nt
Organism: Phaeoacremonium minimum UCRPA7
Lineage: Eukaryota; Fungi; Ascomycota; Sordariomycetes; Togniniales; Togniniaceae
Product: putative phosphatidylinositol n-acetylglucosaminyltransferase protein
Exons: 1
Coding region: 1-699 (232 amino acids)
Biological process (GO): GPI anchor biosynthetic process
Cellular component (GO): glycosylphosphatidylinositol-N-acetylglucosaminyltransferase (GPI-GnT) complex
Source: RefSeq, a predicted model, not a curated record
AUGCUCACCACGGCACCGCAUUUACAUGUUCGGCGGCCGUCGCCCACGACCGCCGAGUUCACCGUGACCACCUGCCCACCUCUGACGGUCCCGCUACGCCUGCUCCUCGCCACCGUCUUCCUCCUACGCAUCGUCGUCGGCCUCGGCGUCGCGCUGCUCAUCUACUCCAAGUGGGCACUCUCGCCAUAUGCCACGCCCUUCCCCGCUCAUUAUGGGACCUCUCCAGCGCCGCCCGUCUUCUCAGACGCCUUCAUCUGGCACGCCGUGUGGACGGCGCACACCUCGCCCGCGGGGGAGUGGUUCUCCCGACUGGCGGCGCGAACACCUGCGUGGGCGCUCCUCUCGGCGUGCGCCGCGCUGCUGUACCUUCUGACGGUGCGCAUCCACACAACCGAGUCGCUGCUGGUCCUGCGGGGCUUGGGUAUCCAGACCAGUUCGACGGGGGGAACGUAUCUGGCCGCGGCAGGCACGCGGUUCAUCCCGACAGAGAAGAUUCGCGACGUGUUGAUCAACGAGGCGUUCCGCGGCUUUGAGGUGCGAUAUUACCUGGUCGUGGUUGUGGAGGGCGAGGAAGAUGUCGUGGUCGUCUUCCCGAAAUUGCUCCCCCGGAGGAAGAUCGUCGAGACCGUAUGGAGGGGCGUCAGGGGCUGUCUGUACGAGCCGGACGCAAUUAGGAGACUGGACGAGAAGGGAACGUAG